Messenger RNA from Polychytrium aggregatum, 1035 nucleotides. Its product is annotated as kinase-like domain-containing protein. The transcript has 8 exons. Bases 1 to 1035 code for a protein of 344 amino acids. NCBI's taxonomy places the organism in Eukaryota, Fungi, Chytridiomycota, Chytridiomycetes, Polychytriales. Gene Ontology annotation, biological process: protein phosphorylation. Gene Ontology annotation, cellular component: nucleus. The record is from RefSeq and is a predicted model, not a curated record. Gene Ontology annotation, molecular function: cyclin-dependent protein serine/threonine kinase activity; ATP binding.
AUGCAUUCAGGCUCAACCACAACCUCCGAUGCCAAGAGAUCCUCGACCAAGAAAAAGUUUGAGCCUCGCACCUUCACGGGCUGCUCCAAGAUCGAGGACUACGAGACGAGGAACAAGAUCGGCGAAGGCACAUUUGGCGAAGUAUCCUUUGCCCAACAUAAAAAGACAGAAGCCAAGGUCGCCCUGAAGAGGAUUCUGAUGCACAGCGAGAAGGAAGGGAUUCCGAUCACCGCUCUGCGCGAAAUCAAGAUCCUGAAGUCGCUCAAUCAUCCCAACAUUGUGCCGCUCCUCGAGAUGGCAAUCAAGAAAGGCGAUAAGUCCAGUCGAUCUCGUGGCUCGAUUUUCAUGGUGUUUCCCUAUAUGGACUAUGAUCUGGCCGGUUUGCUCGAGAAUCCUGCGGUUCGGUUUAACCAGUCGCAGAUCAAGUCAUAUAUCAAGCAGCUGCUCGAGGGCACGUAUUACCUUCACCAGCACAACAUUCUUCAUCGAGACAUGAAAGGAGCCAAUAUCCUGAUUGACGCCCAGGGCAACCUUAAACUGGCCGACUUUGGCCUUGCCCGGUCCUUCAACCCCGAGGAUCCAAACAAGGCCUAUACCACCCUUGUGGUAACCCGGUGGUACCGACCGCCAGAGCUCCUCUUGGGGGCAACAAAGUACAAUGCGGCAAUCGACAUGUGGGGUGUUGGAUGCGUCAUCGGCGAGAUUUUCAAGCGAAGGCCCAUCCUUACCGGAACCAGCGAUAUUGACCAGCUCGAAAAGAUUUUCGAGCUCUGCGGAACGCCAAACAAGCACAACUGGCCCUCCGUCGACCAACUGACAGAUUGGGGCAAAAUCCAGUUCAAGGUUUAUCAACGGAAUGUCCUGCGACGCUUUGAACAGUACGAUCGGCUGGCAAUCGAUCUGAUGGACAAGCUUCUCGCGCUCGAACCAGCGACCAGACUGACCGCCGGCGAAGCCUUGAAACACGACUAUUUCUACCAUGGCUGGCGCAUUGCUGUGCCCGGAACAAAGGAGUGGGUAUCCGAUAGUGCUUGA